Molecule: messenger RNA, 1857 nt
Organism: Cannabis sativa
Lineage: Eukaryota; Viridiplantae; Streptophyta; Magnoliopsida; Rosales; Cannabaceae
Product: GDSL esterase/lipase At4g16230-like
Exons: 5
Coding region: 546-1640 (364 amino acids)
Molecular function (GO): hydrolase activity, acting on ester bonds
Source: RefSeq, a predicted model, not a curated record
UUAUAAUAUUUUUUUUGCUACAUUGAAAUUCCACAAGGUUGGUGUAGAAUUUGGAGGAGCAAUUAAUAUUUCCUUUUUGGCAAAAGAAUUAAUGUUACCAAUUAAGUGUUAAGAAAAGCACUUGUUUAUGUACUUAUAAAAGGCCAUAUAUUUUUGGCUUCAAGCUCCAACAAAUGUGCAUGUUCUUUUACUCUAUUUGGCUUUAAGUUGGUGAAAGUUUUUGAAGGGUUUUGAUAUGCAAAAAACUGUCACAUUGUUAUUGCUCCUUUUCUUCACUUGUGUUUUCUUAAGUUGUACUCUAUUUGCUUUCAAAAUAAAUAAAAAUGGUUGUACUCUAUUUGUAGUAGACCAUGUCAAGAUAUAACUUUCAUGAUUAUUUUCUUAUCACAAAUUUAUAGACAAUUUUUUGGACAAGUUCUCGAAACCCUCAUACUUUUAUUGAUCCUAUAUAUGCUUUGUUGUCCGUUUAGUUAUUAAAAACCUCCAAAUCCUAUAUAGCUUUAAAAUUAUUACAAAAUUUUAAGGUCUAUCUUUUGAUUGUUUUAAUGGAUAUUUACUCAAAGACAGUAAAUUUUGUAACCUUGGCACUCCACAUAUACACAAGUUUAACAUUAUUUGGAAUCUGCUUGGGACAAAGUUUUCCUGCUAACUUUAUUUUUGGUGAUUCUCUGGUUGACACUGGAAACAACAACUACAUUGUUUCCUUAUCAAAGGCUAACUAUGUUCCGAAUGGAAUCGAUUUCGGUUCACCAACUGGGAGAUUCACAAAUGGAAGAACAGUCAUUGACAUUAUAGGUCAAGAAUUGGGUUUCAAACAUUUCGCUCCACCUUACUUAGCUCCCACAACUUCUGGACCAAUAGUUCUUGAUGGUGUAAAUUACGCUUCUGGUGGAAGUGGAAUAUUUAAUGAAACUGGAAUAAUAUUUGGAGGGAGAAUAAAUUUUGAUGCACAGAUUGAUAACUUUGUAAAUACAAAGCAAGACAUUAUCUCCCAAAUUGGUCUCCUGGCUACCAUGCAAUUGUUUGAAAAAUCUCUCUUCUCAGUUACAAUUGGCUCAAAUGACUUCACCAAUAAUUACUUGGGACCAAAACAGAUGUUGGUGUCUCCAGACAAAUUUGUGAGAGCUAUGAUUUCAAGAUUGAAAUCACAACUUAAUAGACUUUACAACUUGGGAGCUAGGAAGAUUGUUGUGGUUAGUGUGGGAACUAUUGGGUGCAUACCAUAUCAGAGAGAUAUUAAUUUCAAAUUAGGGGACAAUUGUGCAGCAUUGCCUAAUGAGCUAGCUCAGUCAUUCAACACCCAAUUGAGAAGCCUUGUUCUAGAGCUUAAUGCCAAUCUCAAAGGGUCAAAGUUUGUGUAUGCAAAUGCUUACCAUGUUAUGAAAGAUAUCCUUGACAACUACAUAAAAUAUGGUUUUGAAUACCAAAACUCUUCUUGCUGCUGUUACCUUGCUGGGAGGUUUGGAGGUCUGAUUCCAUGUGGUCCUUCAUCAAAAGUGUGUUUGGACAGGUCCAAAUAUGUGUUUUGGGAUGCAUAUCAUCCUUCUGAUGCUUCUAAUGUCAUCAUAGCAAACCAUUUUCUAGAUGGUGACACUACUUUCAUUUCACCAAUGAAUAUUAGAAAACUAUUCUCAUCUUAAUUCUUAAACCAACCACAAAAGGAUCACCAAAAUUUUUUAAUAAAAUAUAAUAAUAAAUAAUAUGACCUUCUCCCAUUAUUUGUUAAUAAAUAAUAAAUAACAUAAUUACUACAAAAGGUCAUUAUUAUUUUUUUUACCUUCUUCAGUUAUAGAAGAAAUAAAGACAAUGUACAUGUAAUCAUUUGAUGAUAAUGAAGCAAAACGUUAUUUCUACGAA